AUGGGCGGAGGGGACGCCGACGCCGGCGGCGAGCCCGCGGCCGCGCAGGCCACGCUGCACAUCCGGUGCACCAACGGCUCCAAGUUCGCCGUGCGGGCCGACCUGGGCAGCACCGUCGUGGCGUUCAAGGCGAUCGUCGCCGAGAGCUGCGACGUGCCAGCGCCGCAGCAGCGGCUGAUCUACAAGGGCCGGAUCUUGAGGACGAGCAAACCCUAG
Messenger RNA from Miscanthus lutarioriparius, 216 nucleotides. The record is from the annotation of a GenBank genome assembly. Lineage: Eukaryota; Viridiplantae; Streptophyta; Magnoliopsida; Poales; Poaceae.